Molecule: messenger RNA, 3015 nt
Organism: Aspergillus affinis
Lineage: Eukaryota; Fungi; Ascomycota; Eurotiomycetes; Eurotiales; Aspergillaceae
Product: NRPS-like enzyme
Exons: 1
Coding region: 1-3015 (1004 amino acids)
Source: RefSeq, a predicted model, not a curated record
AUGGAACGAGCCAUUUACAAUCGUGCCCUGGAAGCACCCCUGCAGAUGGCUGUCACAGAUGGCGCGGUUCAUCUGACCUACGCAGGGCUUCUGACCGAAUCCAUCGACCUGGCACGUAAGCUCCGAGCCAAAAGUGUGUCUGCAGCAGAGCCCGUGGGUAUUCUGCUUGGCCCGGGCGUUCGGCACAUUACCGCUCAGCUGGCCGUUCUUUUCGUGGGGGGCACAUGCGUGCCUAUCGAGCCGACCAUCCCAGAACUUCGCCUCAAGAGUUUGCUGGAAGACAUCCACGCAAAGUUUAUCAUCACGGGGCGAGAGAAUCCGACCGACCUGCCAGGAUUUGAAAUUUUUGGCCUUGGCUACCCACAGGAACCGCAAAGCAGCGGAGUACCGAAUUGGGAGUUCGGUACUACUGCAUCCCGGAGCCACAUACUCUUUACCUCUGGCUCCACUGGAAAACCAAAGCCUGUCCAGAUCCGAGCCGACAGUAUCGUGCAUCUGGCGACGCAGACUCCCCUUACCCCGCUCUCUCGGGGGGAUCGAGUUGCCCAAUUCAACAACCCAGGGUUCGACCUGAGUCUGUUUGAGAUUUGGGCGACACUGCUCUCGGGGGCCACCAUUGUUACGGUUCCUCGGCAGAUUGCGGUGGAUCCUGGCUGUCUGUCUUCGUUUCUUCAAGAAUAUGAAGUUACAGUGAUCAUAAUGACGGCUGCAUUGUUCGAGAUCAUUGCUUUCGCCUCGCCUGGGACAUUCAAAACCCUGCGCCAUGUCAUCACAGCCGGCGACGUUGCCAAUGUCCGAGCCAUGAGAAGGACGCUUGAUCACGAUCCUCCUGAUCAUCUGUGGAACGUCUACGGGCCAACUGAGUGCACCACAUUCGUGACCGCGAUGGAAGUCCUGCCUGAAGAGGCACAGCGGGAUCGUAUCAGCAUUGGACGCCCUGUGGGCGAAACCAGGAUCUACCUGCUGGACGAGAAUCAAGUACCCAUUCAGCAGAGCGGUCAGCGCGGAGAGAUCUACAUUGCGGGACCAGGGUUAGCUAUGGGCUAUCUGAACCGACCAUCCGAGAACAAGAACUGCUUUAUACAGAUUGCCAGGGACAGUCCGCAUGCUGGCCAGGACGAGAUCGUACGUCUGUAUCGGACGGGCGACCUGGCCGAGUGGCGGCCCAACAGCGAUUAUCUUGACUUUUUCGGCCGAGCAGACGAUCAGGUCAAGCACCAGGGCUUUCGCAUCGAGCUGGGUGAGAUCGAACGCGUUCUGCGAUCUCAUGUGGCGGUCCAGGCGGCGGCGGUCACCCAGCAGCCACCGUCUAGGAACAAGAUGGAUUCGUUGGUGGCGUUUGUCAUAUUCAGCCAGGCAGAAGAGGUGGAUGCAGAGAGUCUGGUUGAUUUUUCCCGCCAGUAUCUGCCGUCGUACAUGGUGCCGGAUAGCGUGAAGGUGGUCGGCGCGUUCCCUCUGACGGCACACGCUAAGGUCGACCGCCAGGAGUUGUUACAGCAGUGGGUCACUUCUAUCGAGGAGGGCGAGGCAGAUACCAGAGAAGUCUGUGAGAAGAGAUAUGUUCUCCGCAGUCUAUGGAGCGAUAUUCUCCACGUCCCACGAAUCAAUGAUGACGAUGACUUCUUCAGACUGGGCGCUACCUCCCUUCAGGCGGCCUCGCUCUUGGCGAUGAUCCAUGAUUACUUGGGUCGGACAGUUACCAUGGAGGAGUUGUAUCGGCAUUCUCAACUCUCUGAUCUGCAGGCCCUCGUGGAACCCGACGGGCCCGUCUUCCGUGACAACGCUCCCGAUGACACGCGUGCAUGGAUAAACGACGUGGAUCUGGUGAACGAGAUUGAAAUGGUGCCGGAAUGGGAAGCUCCUAGCGAAGGUCGGGUAUUCAUCACCGGCGUGACGGGGUUUGUGGGCCCUCAUCUCCUCCACAGUUUGAUGCGCCGGCCUGGCGUUAAACAAAUUGCCUGUCUCGUGCGGCCGAAAGGAAAUGAUGCCGCUGGACGGGUGAAAUCCGCCAUGCAGCGAUACGACCUGUGGGAGGAGUGCGAAGCGCACAAGUCCAAGCUGCUCGUCUUUGAGGGCGAUCUUUCUGAAGAUCAUCUCGGAUUAGACCUCGAGCUCUUCACUUGGCUCUCCAACUGGGCCUCGGUCGUGUUUCAUCUCGGAGCGAAGAUCAACUUCUGCGAGUCCUACCGUGAACACCGCGAUACGAACGUCAUCGGCACCCUCAAUGCCUUACACCUCGCCGCAAGCGGUCGCCACAAGUCCUUCCACUAUCUUUCCAGUAUCGACACUUGGGGUCCGACGGGGUUCAUCCUUGGAACGAAGGAGCUUCACGAAGACGAGCCCCUGCAGCCUCACAUCCAAGGUUUGCGCUACGACAUUGGCUACGCACAAAGCCAGUGGACCGCCGAAGCGAUGGUGCGACGGAUGCGCGACCGCGGCCUGCCCACUGCCAUCUACCGUCCGGGCUUCACCAUCGGACACAGUCAGACUGGGGCCAGCAACCCAGAUGACUUCGUCACGCGGAUCAUCGUGGGAAGCAUCCAACUGGGUCUUUUCCCUCGUCUCGACCAGCGACUCGAAUAUGUCCCUGUCGACUACGUUGUGUCCGCCAUGCUGUAUAUCGCCUCGUCCAAUGCCAACCUCAACCACUCGUUUAGUCUCGUCGCGCCGGAUCAGAGGGACUCGGUCACUGUUACCGAUACAGCCCGUGUGCUGAAAGAAGCCGGAUACCCUGUCACAGUUGUCGAUUAUCCGGAAUGGGUAGCCCAAGCGGCGCAACACCAACGGCCAGACGGACCACUCGCGCCACUGCUGCCGUUGCUUCAGGAACGCGUUCUGGGUCGGUUGACCCGGUGGGAGGCCAGUCAGUACUCGCCUGUUUAUCGAUGUGAUAAAGCUGUUAGGGCGCUGGAGGGUAGUGGGAUUUCCUAUAGAGAGCUAGAUGCGGAUUUGCUGAAGAGGUUCGUUAGUUUUUGGAAAAGGAAGGGCUUUUAUGAUUUGCCUGGAGAGGGAUAG